GUAUACGUAUACCGUAUAUGGUUGACCACCGCGCGCGAUGGUCGUGUUUGCCCGUAUUGCAUAAUAGUAUCGGAGGUUUUCUAACUGGUUUCCUGCCUUGUAUGUGACCUUGAUACGAUAUACAGUGUUAAAUUAAAGUUAUAAACAACAAUGGAUGUAAGCGUUGAAAAAUUUAUCGAUGGGCUGUUUACAAAAGAGGCCACCGAGCAGCCCUCGGACACUCAGAAGCCAGAGGAACUUGACAUGAGUUUACCAGAAUGGUACGACGAAAAAAAGUUCAAUCAAGCACGCCGAUUCUACUGGGACCAUUGCUUCCAAUUCAGCUCAUCUAUGCUGCUUGGAUUGGUGAUGGUAUUCGCCGUGCCUUCCAUACUAAAAGUCCUUAUUAGUACACGAAGGUCGAAUUCUGUGUUCACAUCGUAUCGAAGAUACCUCUCUACAGUACUUCAUACACAGUCUUGGUUCGAAUAUGACUUGAAACCAGGCAGCAUAUCCUGGAAAUCGCUAUUUACUGUACGCGUACGACAUAUAAAGGCCGGGUUAGGUGCAAAAUCCAAAGGCCUAGGGACUGUGUCGCAAAGGGACUUGGCCCUUACACAGUUUGGCUUCAUCGGCCCUUCUAUGUUGAAACCUGAUAAAUUCGGAAUAAGACAAAUGGAGGCUGGGGACUGGGAAGCAUAUAAUCAUUUCUGGAGGACUAUUGGUCAUCUCAUUGGCUUGGAAGAUAAAUACAACAUUUGCCGACCAACUUUCGAAGAAACCCGCCAGGUGUGCCAGAUUUUGCUCGAGCGAGUAUUCACUCCUUGCUUGGAGAAUGUUCCAGAAUAUUUCGAGCACAUGGCCAGAGCAAUGUUGGACGGCUUGUGGUGUGUGAACCCGUCAAUAGAUGUGGACGGCUUGAUGUACUGGACAAAAUAUAUGGCAGAUGUACCAGGCUAUGUUUAUAAUGAAAGCGAUAGAUACACCUUCCAAAAUCGCCUGAGAACUCUUUUAAAGGGCAAACCUGAAGACACGGGCGUGGAAGUCAAUGCAUUAAUACCAGAACCACUCGUUGAAGGUACUUGCCGUUCAAAGCGUCUCCUUUACCUACACGACUACGACAAAAUGGAGUCUGUGCCAGAGUACAAGAGCUUGAAUUUUGGGGCAAGACGUAAAAUGGCGUUCAAUGCAAUUCUGGGGUACAUUUACAGCACGUGGUUAGGACGUUGGUAUUUCAACUUGAACUUCAGGUUCAGUAUUCUCCUCAUGAAAUACUUCCCGUACUUAGCUUUCUUCAGAUUUGGUUUCUUCGCGUCCUUCGUCAAUAUCUUCGAAGAAGAUCCGAUAGAUAACACAGAAUUGAAGCCCAAUAGCGAAUAUUUGAAACCAAAGCCUCCCCUACCGUGGUAUAAGGAAAUUUUAUCUUUCUAAUUACGCAAUCGAGUAUUUAAUAAUUAGUAAUACUAUUCCACACAGGCUGUUAAUAUUAGUCAAAUAUAUAUGCAAAAGUAAUUUUAGCUUUUGGAAAUUAUACAGACUCGAUAUUCAAAUAUGUUAAUACGAUUGAGAUUAUUAAUGUAACUUUAGACAUAACAACCAUGAUAAUGGGACCAAUUUAUAUUUUUAAAAUAAUAAUGUUAAUCAUAAUCAAUAGACAAUAAAGUUUUAUUUAUUGUUAGACAAAUUUAUAGGUACGUAUUAGUUUUAUAUAUUAACUAGUAUCUGCGUAGCGUUUAAUAUUGUAAUUUAUUUUGAUACCUUUAUCUGUUUAUGUUCCCUUCAAUUAUACAAAUUGGUAAAUGCUCAAAUAUUAUAAAAGUUGUAAGCUUUAAGUUUCAGGUAUGACGUAAUUUAGACGUCGAUUCUCUCUUUUGAAUUAAUGUUAUAAGAUAAAGAGAGAUAGCAAUAGAUAUCCCUCAGAUAUGCUGUGAAUAUUUUUAUGCGACGAUGGUAUCUAUAUUCAAUAUGGAUAACUAUGAUUUAUAUUACUUAUUAUUUUAUAUUUUUGAUACGUUUUAAAUUAUUGCUGUAUAUUUAUGAUAUUAUGAUGGAAUCAGUCAUAGGAAAUCUAGCUAUUCUAAUCUAAGCUCA
Colias croceus (clouded yellow) is the source of this 2070-nucleotide messenger RNA. RefSeq lists its product as uncharacterized. Lineage: Eukaryota; Metazoa; Arthropoda; Insecta; Lepidoptera; Pieridae. The transcript is spliced from 6 exons. The record is from RefSeq and is a predicted model, not a curated record. The coding region runs from base 151 to 1410 and encodes 419 amino acids.